Molecule: messenger RNA, 213 nt
Organism: Ilex paraguariensis (yerba mate)
Lineage: Eukaryota; Viridiplantae; Streptophyta; Magnoliopsida; Aquifoliales; Aquifoliaceae
Source: the annotation of a GenBank genome assembly
AUGGUGGUUGAGUUGAAACCCGGGAACGCCGCAGAACGGAGGGCGGUUGGCUCCCCAGAAAGGGUAGCUAACGUUCUGAAUGGUUGCGCCACAGUGGUAGCGGGUGGUGUCGCAGAUUGUGUACUGGUCAUCGUCGUCGCCAUUACAGGUCGGAAAAGUGAUGAGGAUGAAGAUGAUGGUGGCGAUGGAGUGGUGGAGAAGGGGAGAGAGUAA